AUGGGUAACCCAGCUAAAUCGCCCGACGAGGGGCACGUCAGUGGUCAAUCAAACAAACCACUGUCGCUGCCGCCUCACAGCCUUACUCUCGCCCAAGUUGUGGACGAAUUGAGCACCGAUACCUGGUCUGGACUUGAUGAUGCUGAAGCCAAACGUCGAUCUGAGGAAUAUGGCUCAAACGAUCUGGGAGAAACAGCUGGCGUAUCAGUUGUCAAAAUUUUGAUCGCGCAAGUUGCCAAUGCAAUGACAAUGGUCUUGAUCCUUGCCAUGGCCGUCAGCUUUGGUAUCCAAUCUUGGAUCGAAGGUGGGGUCGUCACAUUUGUCAUUCUACUGAACGUUGUAGUCGGCUUUUUCCAGGAGUGGUCGGCCGAGAAGACCAUGGACUCCUUGCGCUCAUUGAGUUCCCCGACCGCAAAAGUCAUUCGUGGCGGACAGCAAUCAACGAUACCUUCGGUCGAUAUUGUUCCAGGCGACGUUAUCGAAAUCAAGACCGGCGACACUCUACCAGCUGACAUCAGAGUUUUUGAGGUGGUCAACUUCGAGACAGACGAGGCACUCUUGACCGGAGAGUCUUUGCCUGUCCGCAAGAAUGAAGGAGACGUCUUCCCGGAGAAGACUGGUCCAGGAGACCGUCUGAAUAUUGCAUAUAGCUCAUCAAACGUCACGAAAGGUCGUGCUAAAGGUGUCGUCUUUGCAACUGGCGUCUAUACUGAGAUCGGUGCUAUCGCUUCACAGCUGCGAGAGUCGAAAUCUAAAGUCCGACCUGUCAAGAAGCGCGGCCCGAACGGUCGUGCAAAGCCACACCGCUACCUCGAAGCGUAUACACUCACAACAACUGACGCCCUUGGACGCUUUCUAGGCCUCAACAUCGGAACGCCCCUGCAGAAGAAGCUGUCCAAGUUGGCUAUGCUACUAUUUGGUAUUGCAGUUCUUUGCGCCAUCGUCGUCCUUGCAGCCAAUGAGUUCAACGCGACCCAAGAAGUCAUCAUUUAUGCAGUUGCAACCGGCCUAUCCAUGAUCCCAGCUAGCUUGGUCGUUGUUCUUACAAUCACAAUGGCAGCUGGAACUAAAAGUAUGGUCAAGCGUAACGUCGUCGUCAGAAACCUCAAGUCGCUAGAAGCUCUGGGAGGGGUGACAGACAUCUGUUCCGACAAGACUGGCACCCUAACUCAAGGCAAGAUGAUUGCGCGUGGCGCCUGGAUACCUGGUGUUGGAACGUACACCAUCGAGAAUUCUACAGCGCCGCAGGAUCCGACGAUUGGCGAAGUGCGCUUUGGGUCUGACAUGCCAAGCCAGCUUGAUCUAAAAGCUGCAGGAGACGCCUGUGGCGAUCUUAUGAGUUCAGAGAAGCUUCAACCAACUGCAUCUAAAGGACUCGAGGAGUUCCUUAACGUCGCUUCCUUGGCCAAUCUAGCUGCUGUGAAGAAGAAGGGGGAUGGACAAUGGGAAGCCCAUGGUGACCCCACUGAGAUAGCCAUCCAGGUAUUUGCGGCUCGAUUUGGACUCGAUCGAUCUCGAAUGACCAAAGGUGAAGCAGCUAUCUGGGAGGAUCUUGUGGAGUUGCCCUUCGACUCGGACGUGAAACGCAUGUCCGUCAUCAUGCGACACUCCAGUGGCAAGACACAUGCAUUUACUAAGGGCGCUGUCGAAAGAGUCAUCCAGAGCUGUACCUCCGUCGCCACCAGUUCUGAGGAACUCGGAAGUAUCACAGACGAAUUUCGUGAUGACGUUUUACGCAACAUGGAAGCUCUAGCCAGUCUCGGAUUACGUGUAUUAGCUCUGGCUAGCAAACCUUUUGACAUUGAAGUUGAAAAGGGCGCCAACGUGGAGCGUACCUCGGUUGAAAGCGACCUUGUCUUCCGUGGUCUGAUCGGUCUGUACGAUCCUCCGCGGCCCGAGUCUGCUCCUGCUGUACAGCAAUGCCACGAAGCUGGUAUUGAGGUACACAUGCUCACUGGCGACCACCCCGAGACCGCCAAAGCCAUCGCGAUAGAAGUUGGUAUCCUGCCAUCUUUAGAGCGCAUGAAGCGCAUAUCACAAGAUGUAGCAAAGUCACUUGUGAUGGCCGCUUCAGAAUUUGACAGCCUCACUGAUGAGCAGGUUGACAAACUUCCUGUGCUGCCUUUGGUAGUUGCCAGAUGCGCACCUAGCACUAAGGUUCGCAUGAUUGAAGCCCUCCACCGUCGAGGUCGCUUCUGUGCCAUGACCGGUGAUGGCGUAAACGACUCACCAUCCCUCAAGCGUGCUGAUGUGGGUAUCGCUAUGGGUCAGGCUGGAUCUGACGUUGCUAAGGAAGCAUCCGACAUUGUUCUCACAGACGACAAUUUUGCCUCGAUCCUUGCUGCUAUCGAAGAAGGCCGCCGUAUCUUCGACAAUAUUCAAAAGUUUGUCCUGCACGUGCUCGCUGAGAACGUUGCACAAGCCGGUACACUCCUUGUUGGUUUAGCAUUCAAAGAUGCCACUGGCUUAUCUGUCUUUCCCCUUGCCCCUGUGCAGGUGGUAUGGAUCAUCAUGGCUACUUCUGGCAUGCCUGACAUGGGCCUUGGGUUCGAGCGCGCCGUCCCGGACAUUCUCCAGCGUCCACCACAAUCUCUCAAGACGGGUAUUUUCACCAUGGAGUUCCUGAUAGAUAUGAUUGUGUACGGUCUUUGGAUUACAGCGCUAUGCCUGGCCAGCUUCACUGUCGUCGUGUUCGGAUUCGGUGAUGGCAAUCUAGGCAUUGGCUGUAACGAGAGCUACAACGAGUCGUGUGAGCUCGUCUUCCGCGCACGAGCAACAACGUUUGCAUGUUUGACGUGGUUUGCCCUCUUCCUGGCUUGGGAGAUGAUCGAUAUGAGGCGUUCGUUCUUCCGCAUGCAGCCAGGAUCGAGGCGCUACUGUACACAAUGGAUCCUUGACGUUUGGCGCAACCAGUUCCUGUUCUGGGCAAUUGUUGCUGGGUUUGUCACGCUGUUCCCGCUUAUCUAUAUUCCAGUGAUCAACACCGUCGUGUUCAAACAUGCGCCAAUCGAUUGGGAGUGGGGCGUUGUGUUCAUCGAGGCCGGCCUGUUCUUCGUGGGAGUUGAAUUCUGGAAGUGGUGCAAGCGGGUUUACUUCCGCCGCAAAGCUCGUGGGUCGCUUGGUGUUGACCACAAGAACAUGGAGAUCGAAGAUCGAGUGUUUGGCCGAUACUACACGACUGAGUCCGCAUUGUCGACGGAAUCGACGAAAGAGAAGGUAUAG
Molecule: messenger RNA, 3222 nt
Organism: Ascochyta rabiei
Lineage: Eukaryota; Fungi; Ascomycota; Dothideomycetes; Pleosporales; Didymellaceae
Product: P-type Na(+) transporter
Exons: 2
Coding region: 1-3222 (1073 amino acids)
Biological process (GO): calcium ion transmembrane transport; intracellular calcium ion homeostasis
Cellular component (GO): plasma membrane
Molecular function (GO): P-type calcium transporter activity; ATP binding; ATP hydrolysis activity
Source: RefSeq, a predicted model, not a curated record